Andrographis paniculata is the source of this 833-nucleotide messenger RNA. RefSeq lists its product as uncharacterized. The transcript is spliced from 6 exons. NCBI's taxonomy places the organism in Eukaryota, Viridiplantae, Streptophyta, Magnoliopsida, Lamiales, Acanthaceae. The record is from RefSeq and is a predicted model, not a curated record. Bases 87 to 833 code for a protein of 248 amino acids.
AAUUUGGCGCGCAGAACGAAAAACAAAUUAGGGCUUCUUAAUCGAAUUGUCUGGAACGAACUGGAGGAGGGAAUCAAGAAGCCAGAAUGGCGACGAAGCGCAUUUCGAAGCGAAGACGCGUGAUCCAGGACGAGUCUAAGAAAGAAGAGCAGGAAGAAGGUGCUGGAAAUGGAAAUGGUAGUUCUGGUGAGCAAUCGGCGGAGAAGAAGGCAGAGAAGUCACCGGUCAUCGUGUUUGCACACGGGGCGGGUGCUCCUUCCUCUUCUGAGUGGAUGGUUAGAUGGAAAGAUAUGUUAUGCAAAGCGCUAAACGCGGUUGAAGUAGUGACUUUUGACUACCCUUACAUGGCAGGAGGGAAUCGAAGGGCACCUCCCAAGGCUGACAAAUUAGUUGAUUUUCACUGUGACAUUGUUCGAAAGACCAUGGCUAAGUACCCUGGGCAUCCACUGGUCUUGGCUGGGAAGUCCAUGGGAUCAAGGGUCAGCUGUAUGGUUGCUGUAGAAGAAGAUAUUGCUGCUUCAGUUAUAAUUUGUUUGGGAUACCCACUAAAGGGUAUAAAUGGUGCAGUGCGGGAUGAAACUCUGCUGCAACUUUCAGUCCCUGUAGUCUUUGUGCAGGGUAGCAAAGAUCAACUGUGUCCGCUGGAAAGGUUGGAAGCUGUAAGGAAGAAAAUGAAAUCCAACACAUCAUUGCAUGUAAUUGAUGGUGGUGAUCACUCAUUCAAGAUUUCAAAAAAACAUCUACUCGCUGAAGGAUCUAGUCAAGAAGAGGUAGAAGAGCAUGCUGUGCAAGAAGUGGCAAGAGUUGUUUCAGGUUAUUUGAAGGGGACUUGA